This is a messenger RNA of Westerdykella ornata, 1075 nucleotides long. RefSeq names its product P-loop containing nucleoside triphosphate hydrolase protein. Bases 158 to 1075 code for a protein of 305 amino acids. NCBI's taxonomy places the organism in Eukaryota, Fungi, Ascomycota, Dothideomycetes, Pleosporales, Sporormiaceae. The transcript has a single exon. The record is from RefSeq and is a predicted model, not a curated record. Gene Ontology annotation, cellular component: cytoplasm.
CCCAUAGCUACUUGUCCUCCAGCCUUCCCGAGUCUCCAUUCGAACCUUGGUUUCCUUUCUUGCCUCUAGAGGUUACCGUUCCUCUCUUCAGAGUCGACAUUCACCAUCUGGGCGCCCAGGGGUUAGGAGCAUACGGGGCAGGAACAACAGGCCCGCAAUGAGUGCCCUCGAAUCCAGCAUUCAUCGCGUUCUGCAUAUUCUCAUCCCGAAACUCAAAUCACCCAGCACACAACUCCAUCACCCAAUAGUUCUCGGUAUUACUGGCCUCCAGGGCUCUGGAAAAUCCACUUGGGCAUCGAUCAUUGUAGACAUAUUACAGUCCCAGUACCAAUUACGCGCCAUCACCCUGUCCCUGGACGAUCUGUACAAGGCACACGAUGGCUUGGUAGAACAGCGCGAGAAGGAUCCAGCCAACAACUUGUUCCGUACACGGGGGCAACCGGGUACGCAUGAUGAGCAACUCGCAUCUCAGUUCUUCAGUUCGCUACGGAACCAAGACGCUGAUUCAGAACUGAGGAUUCCGAGGUUUGAUAAGAGCAAGUUCCAUGGAGAAGGCGACCGGCUGCCCGAGGCUGAAUGGCCUGUGGUCAAGGGGGCUGUGGAUAUUCUCGUAUUUGAGGGCUGGUGUUUAGGUUUCCAAGCUCUUCCCGAGGACGAAGUGAAACGCAAGUAUGAGGCGUCCUUCUCAGGGACAGCACAGAGCCAAGAAGAGCCGGAAUCCACAAAUACCUUGGCUGAUCAUGCACUAAGCCAUUUGCAAGACGUCAAUCAAAAUCUGCGGCGGUAUAACGAGAGCUUCAUGGGGCCUGAACACUUUGACUUCUUGAUCCACUUAGAUACGGAUAACCUGAAGAAUGUUUACCACUGGAGGGCCCAACAAGAGGAGGCAUUAAUAAGGUCAAAGGGCUCCGGUAUGUCGUACGAAGCCGUCGCAGCCUUUGUACGAGGAUACAUGCCCGCAUAUGAGCUUUAUUUAGACGGUCUUCGGAGUGGAUUCUUCGCACGCAACACUGGGAGACAGAUCAGGGUGGUGUUGGAUGGAGAGAGAAAUGUGGCGGAUCUUGAAGUGAUAUAA